AUGGCCCAUGACGGAGACACGGUGCAUGUUUCUGCGCCGGACCACGGCUGGAGACCCGCCCAGCCGGCCUCCUCCACGCUUGCCGCACAGCUCGCGCCGCAUCUGGCGUCGCAAGGGCCGGACACUCAUCGCCUGACGCGGCAGACCUUCUCGCAACUGCGUCAGGAGCUUCUGAGCGAACGACACAACCAGCUACGUGUGGACGAAACGGUGACCGAUGUCAACAAACUGAUAUGCAUUGUCCUCAAGGCCGGUCUGGAGCCCAGUUCCGGGGGCAGACCCCCAGAACAUGACUUCGAGGGCCAAGUACUGGACUGCUUGGACAUCAUUCAAGCGAGUAUUGACAAAGCCCCCCAAGCCCUGUGGGACUCGGCGGACCCUCACAUAUUGAGCGUGGAUGUAGCGGCACCGCUGUUUGCCUGGUUAAUACUUCGUUUGAUCAAACUGACCAAUAGCUGGCAUUCGGAGGUGACGCAGGAAAGGAUUCGACACAUAUUUACCAGCAUAGUGUAUGCCCAAUUCAAGCAGUUCCGACCAUUGUCCUCAAGCUCUGGGGCUUCUGCCUUUCUGCGCGCUUGCACAUCAGAUAUUCUCUGCGCCCUUGAGCGCUUUCAAUCUACCCUGAUAUCAGCGCAAUUAUCCAUACCCGCACCAGAGGGGUCGCUUCUCGCGGACUUGAUUCACCUGAACCUUCCUCCAGGGCUGUUGGAGCAAAAUGCAGCGCUCGGCACAUUUUGCCAAACAGUCUCCUUAGUUUCCCACUUACUGGGCUCAUUCCUGCCCAGGACAAAGUCACGCCACCAAGGCAACCGCCAGGACUCCAUUCUGCGCCAGAAUCUUUCGUGGUUUCUCAAUGGACAUCACCGCCUCCGAACUAUCAUCCUCAGAUGGCUGCGAAAGCCUGGAACAGACAUCCGUCAAGAGGAAGGGCAAAUUUCUGUUCAGUAUUUGGAACAUGUGCACCGCUUCUGCAUCGCUGAACCAAUUCCAUCAGGCCCGCUGUCAGGCCCAAGUUUAGUAGACACUUGGUCCCAAUGUCUGGCCGAAUUUCUCGCAAUUGACACUCUGAAACAACUUUCGACUCUCCAGACUGGGCUGUGUUUCUUUCUGAAUGACCUGUCACAACGGACGCGGAAAUCCGAGUCAGUCGUGCGGCAAUUGCAAGAGUCGCUGUUGCCCAUGUUAUCCGAGAUCCUGAACAGAUAUGCGGUCUUGCAGCCUUUGGAUUCAGGGCUAAAGAACUCAAUUCUCAAUCUUCACUCCGACUUGAUAACCCCGAGACAUGUCACGCGUUCAAUCGGCAAAUCAUCCGAAGAUGGCACUGUUGAGCCUGGUUCUGCGAGUCAAAGAGCCGGGAUUUCGGACCAGCAGGCAGAGCUGAAUGGAGAGUCCCGGGCAUCAAAACGAUUAUGUCUUCCAGCAUUGCCGGUCAGGUCCAUAGAUCAAGGUUCGCUUCGGUCACUCCUGACAAGAGUAUCGGAAUUACUCGGUUGCCAGGAUAUUGAAAGCCUGCCAGGGCUGAAACCUGCAAUUCAAAGCGUGUACGAUGGGCUUAACGAACCGCAAAGAUGCGAGGUGCUGGAUGUCAUAGGCAAGAUUUCCUGUAGCGCUGCCGGAAACCUGUCGAGAAAACAUUCUGAAGUCACCACACAAGACACCCUGUACUGUGAACUGUGUGACAAUGAGCAAUACCAAGACGAUCAGGUCCUUGGUCAUGAAUAUCCCGACCUUGAAGAUCUGUGGAAUAUCUUCAACUUCGUCUUACCCAAGCUCACACGCACUCCUGGGCCUCGCAUAGCGGCAAUGAUUGCUCUGAGAAGGGUUCUAAUGCACUCCGCGAACUCAAAUGAAAUGCACCUAUCCUCCUCCUCGUGUGGAGAAUUUUGCCUUCACUCCCUCCGAAGCUCCAACAGAGAACUGCGAGUGGCAACUGGGCAUUCAGUCGUGGCCUUUGUUCGUUCCACUCUACAGCCCGACAUUCGUCACGCCAAUUUCGUCAUUGUCCUGGAAUGGCUGAAAAACCUAUCCGAGAAGGAGGACAUACCACUGCAUGAGACUUGUGUCAUAACACUAUGUCGACUGGCCAGAGUUUCGGACGAUGACGAGAAGAACCUCAUUCUUCUACGUCUCCUGGAAUAUUUAGGACAUCCAAAUCCGUAUGUCUGCGCAGUGGCAUAUAAUGAACUCUCCAAGCUUGCACAACAGUUCGCCCUGACGCCUGCCGGUCUAUUCCGACCUUAUUGGCGGACACUCUCGGUGACAGUCGUCAAAAACCUUCAGUUCCGCCCAUAUAUGGCAGAGCAGCUCUGCGAGUUACUUGGUAUGAAGGUUGACGGUUUUCUUCGGCUGACAGAGGUCCAUGUGCUCCCCUACCUAGUGUUGACGCGGAAACGAGACAUCAUAUGUCGAAUCGGUGCAAGUCGCAAUGAGGGCGAGUCACCUUUUGAUGUCUGUUCGGAGAAGAAUAAUCUGGCUGCAAUCCUUGCUUUUCUUUUGUCCCAGCCGUCAAGCAAUCCUGAAGCUAUGAUCAUGUCCCUGCUGGCGGAAAUUGAUUCUGCUUUCAAGGGUCGAACCCUGGCAGAGUUGGUUCGGAUCGAACCAAUUCUCAUUGCCUGCGAUUUACUGAAAGGCCUUGGGGAUGCUGGAGAGCAACACAAGGAAAGGUUCUAUCAAGCACUGCGUCGCCUAGCCAGUUUUGUCCCUCGAAAAGUCGUGCAUGGAACGUCAUCCAAGAAGGCUGAUCUCCUGAGCCAUUUUAUCGAGGAACAUGUGCUUGGUAUCAUCACUCAAUUUGCGAAUGCCAUCAACGACUUCCAAGUGCGGCAGACUUUGGCAGAAAAGAGAAGAAAUAUCCGAGCCAUUGAAGAAAUGAUCGAGAUUGCCCAGGGUCACGUCAGCAGCGGACUGCCUCAAGUCUGCGCCUGUCUACGCUCCGCACUCGAAAUAGAAGAGCUCUGUGACUAUGCUUUCUCCGCGUGGAAGACAUUGAUCAGUUCAUUGGACGAAGAGGAGAUUGAACCUCUUAUUGACCAGACCCUGGCGAUUGUGGUGAGAUAUUGGGGCAACUUGACUACCGCAAGAAGAACUCAGGCGUGUCAGCUUGUCGACGAUAUCUUGACAGAUCACCCAAAUCUCGUUCGUGACACAUUUAACAUCAUGCCCUCCCUGGCCUCAAUCCCCGAAAUGGUUCCUUUCGAGGACAAGAUUAACCAGUUGAGGGUGCAAAUGGAUGUUCGAAGCCAAUUUAUGGCUUUCAUUCGCCGCUGUCAGAGUGAAAAUGCCACUGUUGUCGAGCAGGCACUGAAAGAACUGCUGCCUUUCCUUUCGCGAAAUGAGGAUUUCCUCCACGUGUCGGUCCUCAGCGAGCAACCGGACCCAGUGAUUGCGCAGUUGACCAGAGCAUUACUCGAUUGCUGUGUCAAAUUCAACACCAUUUCAGAUAGCAUUACCUUACUGGCAGCUCGGUGCCUGGGUCUUGUGGGUUGUCUUGAUCCAAACCGAGUGGAGACGAUCAAGGAAAAGAGGGACAUUCUCGUCUUAUCCAACUUUGAUAGGAUGGAGGAGACGGUGGAGUUUAUCCUCUUUUUUCUCCAACAUGUGCUGGUCGACGCAUUCUUGUCUGCUUCCAACACCAGGGCCCAGGGAUUUCUGGCAUAUGCCAUGCAAGGCCUUCUCAAAAUCUGCAAUCUGAAUGGAUCUGUCACCCAGCGCUCUCGCGACAUUCAGAAUGAUGAGAAAUAUAAACGUUGGAUGGAGCUUCCGGAAACUGUCCAGAACACACUCACACCGUUCCUCACUUCGACAUACACGGUCACCGUCGUUACGUCCAGUGCGAAGGUCCCGUAUCCUGUGUUCUCCCCUCAUCUGACACAUAGCGAAUGGCUUCGAACCCUGGUCCAAGAUCUACUGCAAAAUGGAAACGGAGAGAAUGCAAAAAUUAUUUUCACCGUAUGCAGUCGUGUGGUGAAGGGCCAGGAUAUCGCUAUCUCAUCAUUUCUCUUGCCAUUUGCUGUGCUUAAUCGCAUAGUAGGAGGCACUGACCAGGAACAGCAGGAUCUUAAGGAAGAGUUGAUGGCGGUCCUUACGCAUCCUCUCCCGGAGACAAGCAACAACGAGCGGGAGACUAUCAUAAGUAGCAGCCAAAGCGUUUUCGAAGUUCUGGACUACCUAUCAAGGUGGGUUCAAGGAAAGAAGAAGCAGCUCAAUAGCCUGAGCCCUCCUGCACAGCAAGGGAGUCGGCCUUCUUACAGGGACGCUGGCCGUGAUUUGCUUCUCGAAAAGUAUUCCGCGCACAUCAAAUCUGUGGAGGGUCUUCUGGUGUCAAUCCCACCAGAGAUCAUCUCCAAACGUGCUGUUGAAUGCAAAUCGUUCUCCAGAGCCCUUUUUCAUUGGGAGCAGUACAUUCGGAAGUGCAGAUCUCAAAAAGAAACUCAAGAUCGCACGAGCCUUGGACCUCUCUACCAACGGUUGCAAGACAUCUAUAGCCAGAUCGAUGAACCUGAUGGGAUUGAAGGGAUUUCCAGCCAUCUGCCUGCACUUGACGUGGACCAGCAGGUUCUGGAACAUCGAAAGGCUGGGAGGUGGCCUACUGCUCAGAGUUGGUACGAGCUGCAGCUCGAGAAAGAGCCUGACAACGUCGAUGCCCAGUGGAACCUUGUCACUUGCCUCAAGGAAUCUGACCAGCAAGAUGCUAUUCUUACGCGCUUCGAAACCCUGAAAGACAAUGAAUCUGCAACCUCUCGGUUUCUACCAUUUGCAGUGGAGGCUUCCUGGAUGACCGGGCGAUGGGACAAGCUGCAGGGCUACCUUAGUCUUUGUGCAAGACAAGGUAAUGGAGAUUUUAAUGUCGGGAUUGGCUCGGCUCUCAAUGCUCUUCGUCAAAGCCAGAGCGAAAAAUUCGCAGACAUCAUCAAUCAGCUACGACUUCAUGUCGCGAGAGCAUUAACAGCCAACUCAGUGGGCUCCUUACAAUCUUGCCAUGACGAUAUGCUCAAGUUGCAUGCACUGGCAGAUGUCGAAUCUAUUGCUCUCGCAGGGACCGAGAAAUCAUACUCGCACCCAGAUCUGCUUCAUGCUCUCGACCAACGUCUGAAUGUCCUGGGAGGUUAUGUCGCUGACAAACAGUAUCUCCUCGGUUUGCGACGAGCUGCUAUGGAGCUGGCGGGCCAAUUCGCCGACUCUGAUAUAUCCUCCGCUUGGCUCACUAGUGCCCGUCUGUCCCGCAAAAGCAACUUCACCGGCCAAGCAUAUCACUCAAUGCUUCAUGCAGCUCGGCUUAAAGAUAGAUCAGCCACCAUUGAACACGCUCGGCUACUCUGGAAAGAUGGCCAUCAUCGGAAGGCGAUACAGACACUUGAGGGUGCAAUUUCUGGUAAUGAGGUCACCACUUCAUCGGCUUCUGCAUCGGCUGAAUCGCUAUCAUUCACUUCUGGGCGUGGUCAACAUCGAAAUGAGCUUGCCGCUAGAGCACACCUGUUGCUAGCGAAAUGGACGGACAGAGCCGGUCAGACGCACUCCCAAGCAAUUGUUCAAAGAUAUCGUGAGGCUAUCAAAUUGUAUCCGCGAUGGGAGAAGGCACACUACUACUUGGGCAAGCACUACAAUAAGAUCCUGGAGUCUGAGAAGUCCAAGCCCAUGGGGAAGGAGGCGCAGAUAUACUUAAGUGGAGAAGCCACGAAGCUUGUCAUCGACAACUACCUCCGCUCAUUAACAUAUGGAAGCAAAUACGUGUUUCAGACACUGCCUAAAGUUUUGACGCUCUGGCUAGAGCAUGCUUCUAUUGUCAAUCAGGAUAUUGAUCCGAAACGCGGGGAUAACGAGCAGAAGAGCCUGGAUGAGAUGCACGCACAACUCAAGAAAUACAUAUCAUCUCGUCUGCAGCCGGCUCUGCUAUUCACGAUUCUCCCUCAAGUGGUUGCACGUAUCUGUCACGGCAAUCAUACCGUCUACGACCUAUUGACACGGAUCGUGGCCAAAGCUGUCAAUCACUUUCCGCAGCAAGGCUUAUGGACGGUGCUUGCCGUAGUCAAAUCCUCCUCAAAGGAGCGGGCCCAAGGAGGUAUUAAUUGCCUCCAGAAAAUCAUGGACUACAGCAAUAAAACCAAGGCAGAGUCGUCAUUGACAGAUAUUCGCCAAAUGAUCAACCAAGGGAAAAAGUUCUCGGAAGAACUCCUCCAGCUGUGUUUAGCCCGCGUCGAGGAGAAGAUCUCCAAGAUCAGUCUUGCGCGUACCCUGAGAUUUAACCAUAAAGUCGCUCCUUGUCGGUUAGUAGUGCCAUUUCAGGCGAUGCUGAUUCCCAGCCUCCCUGCAAGUCACGAUGCAGAGUAUCUCAAAGGAUUCCGGGCCUUCCCGCGGGACCCAACUACUAUUGAAGCUGUUCUGGAUGAUGCCCAGAUCUUGAACUCGCUUCAGAAGCCACGAAAGAUUAGUAUCCGAGGCUCUGAUGGAAAGAUCUACAACGCCCUUUGCAAACCCAAGGAUGAUCUGCGCAAGGACCAGCGUCUGAUGGAAUUCAACAACAUGAUCAACCGGUUCCUGAAGAGAGAUGUCGAGUCCAGCAAGCGGCGCAUGUACAUCAAAACGUAUGCUGUGACGCCUCUGAAUGAGGAAUGCGGCCUCAUUGAGUGGGUUGAUAACCUCCGAACAUUGAGAGAAAUUGUCAUCAAAUUGCUGCGCGAAAGGGGUGCUACAAUAAACUACAACGAGAUCAGACAUUACCUGGAAGAAAUCAAAAACGACCACGCCAAACUUCCUUUGUUCACCUCCAAGAUCCUGGCAAAACUCCCACCUGUUCUUCAUGAAUGGUUCGUGGAGAUGUUCCCAGAGACAGAAGCAUGGUUUACUGCAAGGCUGCGAUAUACCCGAUCCUCUGCUGUAAUGUCAAUGGUCGGAUAUGUUCUGGGACUGGGCGACCGACAUGGCGAGAAUCUCUCGUUCGAGGAAGGCACUGGCGGUGUUCUGCACGUCGACUUCAACUGUCUUUUUGACAAAGGCCAAACAUUCGAAAUACCGGAAGUAGUUCCUUUCCGGCUCACUCACAACAUGAUCGAUGCUUUUGGAGCGUAUGGGUACAAUGGCCCCUUCCGGAGAACCUGCGAAAUCACUCUUGGUCUUCUCCGACAGAACGAGGAUGCCUUGAUGACUGUGCUCGAAACCUUCUUGCAUGACCCAACAACCGACUUCAUUGGCAAAAGGCGCCGCACCCAUACGAAUGUGCCUGAUACGCCCGCUGGUGUGCUGGAAGAUGUACGCAACAAGCUCCGAGGUUUCAUGAACAAACAGCCAAUCCCCCUGUCCGUGGAUGGCCAGGUAGACGAACUGAUCAUGCAGGCGACGGACAAGAAAAACCUGGCGGCCAUGUAUGUCGGAUGGUGUGCAUUUUUCUAA
This is a messenger RNA of Penicillium riverlandense, 7386 nucleotides long. It is a transcript of the gene atrA, whose product is annotated as protein kinase MEC1. Gene Ontology annotation, molecular function: protein serine/threonine kinase activity; protein binding. Lineage: Eukaryota; Fungi; Ascomycota; Eurotiomycetes; Eurotiales; Aspergillaceae. Gene Ontology annotation, biological process: DNA damage checkpoint signaling; telomere maintenance; protein phosphorylation. The transcript has 25 exons. Gene Ontology annotation, cellular component: nucleus. Bases 1 to 7386 code for a protein of 2461 amino acids. The record is from RefSeq and is a predicted model, not a curated record.